Messenger RNA from Sphaeroforma arctica JP610, 215 nucleotides. RefSeq lists its product as hypothetical. The record is from RefSeq and is a predicted model, not a curated record. Gene Ontology annotation, molecular function: 6-phosphofructo-2-kinase activity; fructose-2,6-bisphosphate 2-phosphatase activity; ATP binding. The annotation marks the transcript as partial. Gene Ontology annotation, cellular component: cytosol. Lineage: Eukaryota; Ichthyosporea; Ichthyophonida. The transcript has a single exon. Gene Ontology annotation, biological process: fructose metabolic process; fructose 2,6-bisphosphate metabolic process.
AUGCAGAUUUUCAAUGUGGGUCAAGAAGUAGGUGUGAACCGGGUGCACGGAUAUCUACCAUCACGCAUAGUGUUCUUCUUGAUGAAUUUACACAUCGAACCACGUGCGAUAUAUUUGAGUAGACACGGAGAGAGCGCAUACAAUAUCGACAAUCGUAUUGGAGGGAACCCGGGGCUCACAAAACGUGGUCAAGCAUAUGCAUCUGCGCUCCAAAA